Molecule: messenger RNA, 1594 nt
Organism: Geodia barretti
Lineage: Eukaryota; Metazoa; Porifera; Demospongiae; Tetractinellida; Geodiidae
Source: the annotation of a GenBank genome assembly
AUGGCGUAUCUUGCAGCUAUAGCGGCAGGAUCGGGCGUCCCUCUAUUCACCCGUACAAAAGGGGACCUUCCACCGCUGGCGUACCCGAAGCUGGCCUCGCUCAACGGAGCGCACUUUUUCUCGUCUUCUCUCGAGGCGCAGCUCCGUAGCUGCACCAGUGGCGGAGUCAAGACCGUAUGGAAGACCUUCUGCAACAAUAUCACUCUGAUCCUGGUUGCCACUGACGACGGGUCAUGUGACGAUCACAUGACCUACCUCCUGGAGCUGGUGUUCAAUGCCAUGGUGAUGGUAAUAGGUCUACAGGACCUGGACACGCCCACCAACAUGGAACGACUCAAGCAAAACCUCAAAUGGUGCUAUCCACUGGUGGACCAUAUUAUGGAGCAGACGGAUCUCCUUUCUCCUGUCACGAGAUGUGUCGACGUCAUUGCCUGCGAAGAUACCAACUUACUGCAGGUGAAUUAUGUGUACCUACGUUCAGUUGGUGGGAGCUGGCGACCAUUGAAAAGAGCCUUCUCUCUCUCUUCCUCUCCUCCUCUCCCUCUCUUCACGGCGAAAGACAUCCCGGUCUAUCUCCCCGUCGCCAGCAACAAGAUCCCUCACAGGUUGCUGGUGUUUGCGGUGAAGGAAGGCGUGGAGCUCUGCAUUCUCUGUGACUCUGGGCCGUCACUGGUGGAUAUUGAGAUGACCAUUGAGAACUAUUGGAGCGGGGUCUCCGAUUCUCUCAAAGCUUGUGUUCGAUCGUACCCUCGCUGCUUCCCCGGAUCACUCACCUUUGACCCCUCGGUCCUGGGGGCAUGUCUGAUCAACAUGGAAUCGGGACGGUGUCUGUCGACGUUCAGUCCUUCUCCUGGAACCGAGACACCUUCCACUCUCAGUGCUGGUUUCCGUGGAAACGUCACGGCUGCAAAGAAGCGUGAGUAUUUCACCAGGUUUUACAAGACGGUUGUGAACCAAUUUCUUCCAUCUCCAUCUGCCUCUCUCACCGACAAAGAUGAGAAAUCAACUGCAGUUAGGGACACAAUUCCACAUCAAAUCCGUCAGACUUACACAUGCACCACGCCAAUUCAAGGCCUACGGUCUUCUGAAAGAGAAAUUUAUCUUCAUUCUACUUUUCAACACUUCAGCUCCCACUUUUUCACUCAGGAAGAUCACGGAAGAAAUGUUAGCACGGAUAAUUUCGUCUCCGUUGACUGCUUUCAACAUCAUCAAGCAUCAAAAGACACUGCAUAUUAUUUGAUGUAUGAGAGAUUUUUCUGUCAUUUUAUCGGCCCUUUCUCUGAAAACGGAUAAACCUUGUACCAGACUCUCCCCUGUACCAAGGGAAGAGGGAUAGCUCCCGUGGUCUCUGGAGUCGUAAGAAGAGAGUCUGUUGUCUCCCUCCAACCACACGUGGCCGCGAGGAAUGACAGAGGUUUUGUGCAGGUCUCUGCAACCUGCUGGAAUCUUCUCUCCUUCAACUGCCGUGAUUCUCUUGCAAAUGAGUUCGUCUGGUCUCCAUGGAUUCAGAGCCACCACAACAUCGCCCCUGGCAACCAAACAACAGUGACACCAUCAACAAAGACACCACAUCACCAUUAAAUUCCUACUUCUU